AUGCUAGCCAAUAGUACGCAUAAAAAUCGCAAGGUAACAUUGCUAAUGUCGAAUGUGUGUAAUUUUGUAAAGAAUUUGUGGUUGAGAUUAUUAUUGGCCCUAACGGAAAUACGCAAAUAUCACAGUUACCCAAAUAAGUAUGUUCAGUUCAAAGAGAAUGGUCAAAAUCAUAAUUAUCAGCAGCAUCAGCAACAACAAAAACAUCAUCAAAGUGUGUUGAAGAAAAUACCGGAAGUUAAAGGAUUACCAGUGGUCGGAACAUUAUUUCAUUUAUUAGCAGCCGGAGCAGCACCAAAGCUACACAUCUACAUAGACAAACGUCAUCGACAAUAUGGCGACAUCUUUCGCGAACGUUUGGGUGGUACUCAAGAUGCCAUAUUCGUCUCCUCGGCACAUUUAAUGCGUUCAGUAUUUCAGUAUGAGGGUUCAUAUCCCAGGCAUCCAUUGCCCGAUGCAUGGAUACUCUACAAUCAAGAGCACAACUGUCAAAGGGGAUUGUUUUUUAUGGAAGGCGAAGAAUGGUUUCACAACCGCCGUCUUUUAAGUCGUAUUCUGCUUAGCGGCAAUUUGAAUUGGAUGGAUUGGCAUGUACGUCAAUGUACCAAUAAAUUAAUAAACAAAUGGAAGCAAGCCUUGUUGGAAGUCAAAGAAAGUUCCGGUUAUGAAUGCAUGAUUGUGGAUAAUUUAGAACAGCAGCUAUACAGAUGGUCCAUAGAUGUGGUCAUAUCCGUCAUGUUUGGUACUACGGCCAGCGAAAAAGAAAACCCCAAACUACAUUUGGCUGUAACAGAUUUUUCAGAGAUUGUACACAAAAUAUUCGAAAGUAGUUCGAAAUUAAUGAAUUUCCCACCGAAAAUAGCCAAAAAAUAUCGCAUGAAAAUAUGGACAGAUUUCGAAGACAGUGUACAACAGGCACUCUCUAAAGGAUCGAUUAUCAUUGAUAUGUAUUUACAAUUGUGUUCGGAAUAUCCGGAUGGCCUGUAUGGCAAACUAAAAGAAUCUGAAACACCAUUGGAUAUGAUAAAGCGAUUAUUUGUAGAUUUGGUGAUUGCAGCUGGUGAUACGACUGCAUUCUCCUCAGCCUGGGCCCUAUAUCUAUUAUCCAAAGAUAAUAAAUUACAACAGAAAAUCUAUGAAGAACAACAUGAUCAUAGCAAUGUCCAUGAUAUGCCCUUGGUUCGAGGUCUGGUCAAAGAAACUCUAAGACUGUAUCCGGUGGCGCCAUUUAUUGGCCGUUAUUUACCGGAAGAUGCUAAAAUUGAUAAAUAUUUUAUUAAAAAAGAUUCUUUGGUAUUAUUAUCACUCUACACAGCCGGUCGUGAUCCCAAACAUUUUCCAGCGCCACUGGAGGUAAUGCCUGAACGAUGGUUACGUGAUGAAAAUACUGGUGAUUAUAAAGGCGUUUAUAAACCGCAUGCUAGUCUACCCUUUGCUAUUGGCAAUCGUUCCUGUAUUGGUCGCAAAUUGGCCCUAUCGCAAAUGCAAUAUUUAAUAUCUGAGAUAACCAAAAACUUUACAAUGAGCUGUGAAAAUACAACACCAAUAGAAAGUAUACUACGUUUGGUAACAGUACCAAAUCAACCGUUAAUAUUGGGACUCUGUCCGCGUAUCACAUAAUUUUAGUUAGUUU
Molecule: messenger RNA, 1630 nt
Organism: Musca vetustissima
Lineage: Eukaryota; Metazoa; Arthropoda; Insecta; Diptera; Muscidae
Gene: sad
Product: cytochrome P450 315a1, mitochondrial
Exons: 7
Coding region: 1-1617 (538 amino acids)
Molecular function (GO): oxidoreductase activity, acting on paired donors, with incorporation or reduction of molecular oxygen; monooxygenase activity; heme binding
Source: RefSeq, a predicted model, not a curated record